Xyrichtys novacula (pearly razorfish) is the source of this 6777-nucleotide messenger RNA. The record is from the annotation of a GenBank genome assembly. NCBI's taxonomy places the organism in Eukaryota, Metazoa, Chordata, Actinopteri, Labriformes, Labridae.
CUACUCCUCCUCUCCUCUGCGCCUCAAAAGCGUGAUCCAUGGUGCGAAAGCCUUCCUUUCUCCGUUUUUCUUCAGGAUGGCAUUCUUCAAAUAUCUUCGCUCCGUUAAGAAUGAGCUGAUCCUCUUUUCAACUCCAUUUAUUCUCCUUCCACUGCCUCUAGUGAUCGGAACACCGGUAUGUACCCUAAUUUAUUUAGACCAAACAAAAAGAUUUAAUUAUUUUUAACUUUUUUGUGUGAUUUUAAAUGUCCAAAAUGUGGUAACAUCUGUUUAAGUGCGCAUGGAUAACUUUGGAUUCCGUUUGGAAAUGCAAAAUAAGUUCAAUUAAGGAUCAUUAAGGUUUGUUUUCAUCCAGUUUUCACAAAUAAAUUGAUUAAAUUGUCGACAAUAUGUCGCACAGCUGAUAUUAUUCCCCUAACAACAGUGAUUUGCUCCAACUCUCUCAUGCACCUGUUGCAAACAAGCGCGCACGACGCACCAGCAGCAAAAUGCAUGAGAACUGCGCCGUGUUGCCCGAGGCAUGAACCCGCCAACUCUUGUUAUUAUAACUCCUUUUUGUUAACACGAGGGGUCAUGUCCAGCGUGGGAACACCGAGUCGAAGGGCUCCGUCCACGUCGCAACCGCUACAUGUGCAUAGAGACAUGCAAGCGUCUGUAAGCAUGUUAUUAUAACCGCAGACUGCAAUGCAAAGCAGCCAUGAAUGAGGGGUGCACCAGGAGGAAUAGGGGGUAACAUGCUAUCCCAAACUUGAGGAUUCUCUGCCUGUAUGCCAAAAGUUGAGACAAAAGAAGUUUUGUGAUUUAAAGUCAACAUAACAUCUCUGACAUAAUGAAAGGUGUCAAAAAAAAAAGUUAAUUUAAUUGGUUUAGAGGAGCAAAACACAAAAAAUGAUAUAAUGAGGAUAUAUAUGGGCAUUUAUAGAUCUUUGAAAGAUGAUCCAAGCAAAUGUUCAAACAGGUGACAAGACAGCAGAAAAACAAGUGCUGUUAUCUUUACCCUUUGAACCAUCAUAACACCCCAUCAAAAAUUAUGUAAUACUGUUUGAGUGGAGAAGAUGCUUUCAGGCUUUGUUUCCUUGGCUUUCCUCCAGAUAUGAUCUUGACCCCUUAAAGUGAGGUGAGGUGAGUGAAUUCACCCAUGUCUUUUUAUGCAGGAGGCAGAAUGUGCCUACGUGAUCAUCCUGAUGGCGGUUUACUGGUGCACAGAGGUCCUUCCUCUGGCUGUCACAGCUCUGCUCCCGGCCCUCCUGUUCCCCCUGUUCGGCAUCAUGCAGUCCAAAGAUGUGAGUACAAUAACUGAAACAGAGUGUUGAAAUACCCCGGCAUUGAGGAACAUCUGCUCACACACACACGCACACACAUCUUUCCCUGCAUCCUCAGGUGUGUAUGCAGUACCUGAAGGACACAAACCUGUUGUUUGUUGGGGGACUUAUGGUUGCAGUGGCAGUGGAGCACUGGAAUCUACACAAGCGUAUCGCCCUGAGGGUGCUGCUCUUUGUUGGUGUGCGUCCAGCGCUGUGAGUGCCGCAAAUGCACACACCCCCACAGCAGAUUAGCAGUGUGGAUUGCCGUCCUUUGGCUCACUCUUUCAAGCUUAUCUAAUCAACCAUACCGUCAAAGACAUCAUAUAUAGAUGUAGAGACCGAUUUAAUUUUUUACUGCGCCAUAAAGCCUUUCCUUUUCUCUGUUUUAUUAUUAUAGUUGGUUGUAAAAUGCUUGCAAUCACCUCUUCCUAUCUCAGAUUGCUAACACUUGUUACUUUUCUUUUUUUUUUUUACUUUUCCUGAAAGUUUAAUGUUGGGUUUCAUGGGUGUCACGGCCUUCUUGUCCAUGUGGAUCAGCAACACAGCAACAACAGCCAUGAUGGUGCCUAUUGUCCAAGCAGUGCUGGAGCAGUUGAGCAACAGCGACGCAGAGUUUCCUCAGAUUCUCAGCUCAGAUGAGCAGGUCCAGAUAUCAGAAACUGAUACUAAACAGCCUCCGCAGACAGAGAAACAGAGUGAUGGACAAGGUAUGUUAUAGUCAUAGUCACACUGUUCAAUGUUAUGCUUAUGUUGCAAGAAACUAAACAGCCUAACGGGUGCUUUAAAAUCCACAAACCUAUAGUAGUAGUAGUAGCUCUUUUUGUUUUGUGUUUAAAGGUCCAUUGGUGGUGACUUUCUUGGACGCAACGGCAGAGGCUGCCAGGCAUAAGGAGGCGGCCGAAAGGCGGAAAAUGUGUAAGGGGAUGACCCUGUGUGUUUGUUACGCUGCCAGCAUUGGAGGCACUGCCACACUCACAGGAACUGGUCCCAAUCUGGUUCUGAAGGGCCAGAUGAACCAGUGAGUGUUUCCUCAAAGUGUUGUUUUAUUCCAUCCUCUAGCUUAGGUCUUGUACUUAAAAGUCUCUCGUUGUUGUUUUCCUCAGACUCUUUCCUGAUAAUGGAGAUGUGAUUAACUUCGCCUCCUGGUUCGGCUUCGCCUUCCCCAACAUGAUCCUUAUGCUCACGUUGGCCUGGCUUUGGCUGCAGUUUGUCUUUAUGGGAUUCAAGUGAGUUUGGUGAUGGUCAAAGCCUAAUUAUAGUGACAGACUUGAAUCGGCAUCAAGAGGCUUUUACCGCAUCAGGAGUGUGUUUGAAUGGAGAGGUGACACAAAGAUCUUUUCUCAUGUGAUCCCUCAGCUUUAAGAAGACAUGGGGCUGUGGGGCUGUGAAGACUGAGAAGGAUAUCGCUGCCUACAAUGUCAUCAGAGAGCAGCAUCGACUGCUGGGGCCCAUGUCCUUCGGAGAGAUCAGUGUCCUGGGUCUUUUUGUUCUGCUGGUGUUGAUGUGGUUCUCCAGAGACCCGGGUUUUGUUCAAGGCUGGGCUACAGAUAUCUUCAACUCCAAAGCAGAGUUUGUACACAAGUUCUUCUACUUCUACUUAUCUUUGCUCACAUUAUUUUCACUUUGAUUUGCUUUGAUGCCACUGUCAUUUAAUCAAGUUUGCUCCAUUUGACAGGUAUGUGACGGACGCCACUGUGGCCAUCUUUAUCGCCAUUCUUCUUUUUGUUCUGCCCGCAAAACCUCCACGGUUCUGUUCACGGAGGUCAAACAGUUUCGACACAGGUGAGCUAUCAUCAUCAUCCCAGGAGAAAACAUUUCCAUAUCAUACAGUUAUUACUUGGGUGGCACUGUGCAGUAAUUCAGUACUCACUCUGGAUUUGUUGGAUCUGUAGUCCCCCGUCAAACUUCUGGCCCAACUCCACGUCUCCUCACAUGGAAAGUUGCCCAGAAGAAGUUACCCUGGGGCAUCGUGCUUCUUCUUGGAGGGGGUUUUGCUCUGGCAAAGGGCAGCGAAGUAAGUGGAAGUGCCAGUGAUUAUGUAAAUGGGGAAUGGGUCUUCGAGCUGAAAUGUCAAGUAUUUCUAAUGUGUCUUUGGUGUAUUCACAGUAAAUAAUUAUCUUUAUUAGUUUUUGUUUGCUAGAGGGGAAGUCAGUCAUUGUCUACCUUUCAACAAAGGAUUCCCCUGAAAUGGUGCUGCAUUUUUCCAGUGUUUUUACCAAUCUUCAUACCUUUGUUAUCAUAUUUAAUAUAGAGUCGAUUAUUUAACUUUAUAUUCCCUUGUCCUGCUCAUUCAAAUGUUCCCCAGAGUGGUCUCCUUUUGUUUCACUCCUGUAUUUCUCCCUGAAUACACCUCUGGGUGAAAUUUGAAAUUGUGCCCGAUGUAAAAACCUGAAUUAGAGCAUCCUCGCACUAAAUGAGCCGUUAAGUCGGCUGAUGAUGAUGAUCAGCUGGGAAGAAUACUGUGUACAUAUUCAGAGGAGACUUUAAACCUGCAUAUGUUUAUGCUCUUUGUAGGUAUCGGGCCUCUCAAAGUGGAUGGGAGAUCAAAUGACCCCCCUGCAAACCAUCCCUCCCUGGGCGAUAGCUAUCAUCUUGUGCCUGCUGAUUGCUACCUUCACAGAGUGUACUAGUAAUGUGGCAACAGCGACGCUCUUCCUACCUGUCUUGGCCUCAAUGGUAAGUUUUCUGGGAGAAAGUGAAAUGAGUGUAGGAUCUCAGACUGCAAGAGACCCACAAUUAUGUUCGGCAGCAGUGGUUCAGUGAGGUGAAGUGCUACAUAGUGUGAUUUCUUUUGAACUGAUGUCCCUGACUGGAAUCCAGCAUUGAAACUACUUCCGGGAGAGCCGACCCAUUGUCCCUUGUUUGGUUACCCAUCUAGCUGGUCAUUCAGGCUGAAUAUGUUUGGUCCCCUUACCCGGGCCCCUCCUCCCAUUAAUAACCUGCCAAACACACCAAUUCAGCCCAGUGCCUUGUAAUGCUGCCCACCCCGCUGCUGCUGAAGAAUGGCAUUACUGUGCCGGCUAGCUGAGCACUCGAAAGAACGCCAAAGCUGGGUCGUGAAAGACGGUGCCAAGCAGGGGUAUUCAGACAGAUAUUUAUGGGGGACGGAUCCAAGUGGGUGCCCAAGGGUGUCCAACCCUCGUGUGAACAUAGAGAAAGAAAGAAAAGGGAGCGAGAAAAGAACAUCUGAUCAGUUACACGAAGCAAGAGAAAGAGGGGAAAUGACACUUAGUGGUAGUCAUGGGUUGUGGUAUGUCACUGUAUGUGUAAGACUGUCAAGAGAAGCUUUAGCGUUUGAUUUAAACAAACCCAUCAGACACUGUUAUUGUAGUGUCACUGUCAUUAUCACUGCUGCCAGCUGAUGUACAGCCUAACCGUUUAAAGAGGACUAACUAUGAAGUUUAAGUCUAUUCACCCAUUGUUUAUUUUGAGAACUAGAAAUUACUGUGCACUUGUAAGCAGCUGUGCUUUGGGAUGUGUAAUUCUGAAGCAAAUUCCAGAGUAAUGUUUUCUUCAUCUGAGUAGUCUGCCAUUAUCGCAACACAUGUAGUGCUUUUCUAUUUUAGAUACCAUGACUCAGCCCAAAGCUUGCAGGAAUUACAUCUAAAUUACACCCACCUAAUGAGAGUUUUCACUCUGCGCAGAAUUGCACACAUUUCACUCUGAGUUAUGAGUCAGUGAUUACGGUCGCAGAAAGAUAGCCAGAUGGAGGAGGGGUGGAUUUGUUAUCAAGGUCAUGUUCAUCCCUGUCUCAGACUGUUGAAUCUUUCUGUGUCAUUAUUGCAGUCUCAGUCCAUUGGGAUGAAUCCACUCUACGUCAUGGUGCCUUGUACUCUGAGUGCCUCUUUCGCCUUCAUGCUGCCUGUUGCUACGCCACCAAAUGCUAUAGUCUUCUCCUACGGGUACCUCAAGGUUGCUGACAUGGUGAGUAUGGCUGUGGUUUGUUGUGUUUGAACGGGAAAUUAUAAGUUAACGUAUAAAGUGGUCGGUUUGGGGUCGCUGUCGCACUGUGAGGACAGCUGAUCUAUGUGUUGUCUACAUUUCACACAUUUUCACAACAUCUCAUGAGUCCCUAUAAAUCGACAACUUGAAAGUAAAUUUCUGGAGGUGAAUAAAACACUACUUUUAGCCUCCCAGCUAGACUAAUGAGCUGGAUGCAUUAGCUUUGAAUGAUAGAAAAGGGUUGUAUCGGUUGUCUCCGGUAAGGCCAUAAACUGCUGCUAUCGUAUUAACUCUAAUUAUUAACUCUUUUUUUUCCAUCAGGCCAGAACAGGAAUAGUCAUGAACAUCAUCGGCAUCAUUUGUAUUACACUGGCCAUAAACAGCUGGGGCAAGGCCAUGUUUGACCUGGACACCUUCCCCACCUGGGCUAACGUCACAGGGGUAUGAGCCUGGAUCGGCCGUAGGAGAUGGUCCAACGUGACCUGCACUCCCUCUCAACAUGCACCAGACGAAGACCACUGGUCAGAGCCGCAGCUCAGCACCACACGGUGGACUGCAUGCACCUGAUUGCUGCUAGAUUACAAGCCCCUCUAUGCUUGUUUUCAUUGACACCUGUGAAUUGCUUGGUAAAAGAGGGUGGCGAUAAUUUGGUUGAGAGUGAAAGAAGAGUGAGGAGAAUGAAAUCAAAUGUUUUUUUAUUUAGCUUGUAUUUAUAUUUUUAAAUAGACAUUUAAUCCUCUUCAGCAGCCCCUCUUAGCAAACCAUCUGAUUCCACUCUGUUAGGGUAAAGGCAAUCAAAGGAGGAAUAAAUCACAAGGUCAAAGCUAUUGGAAAUGUUUUAGAUAGUCGCAUGUAGCUACAUCUAAAUAGAUAUGAGCAAUAAGGUUCAAUAGAAUUACUGCACAUUUACUCAAAAGCUGCUCAAAGGCUUAUUUUUCUUAACUUUAUUUUGGGGAGAUUUUAACUUCACUGUAUUAUAAUUUUGAGGGUCUUUUUCGCUUAAUGCUUACCUGGCAGUUUCAUAUUUAUUAAUAUGACACAUCACUUAAUGAACUACACAACUCCUAAUGGAAUUGACCCCUUCUGAAUCAGACAAGGUAAAAUAAUUUUUAAGUAUCGCAUCACGAGUGCUUUAAUAUUUAUGCUUUAUGCUUCUCUCAAGUUAAAAUGUUAGAUGCUGGAUUUAUGACUGUUUUUCACUUUAGAUUUUCUUUUUUCAUAGAGAUAAAAUGAUAAACAUUGAUUUAAUAGGUACAGUAGAGCAGUAAUUUGACUAAAGUAAACAUUCUCGCCCUCUAUGGAUCCAAAUUGACCCUUUUAUCGACCCGUAUCAGAUCUGAUGGUGAUGUGUUCAGCAUCAGUUGAACUUUGAAUCGUGUCAUCACUACACAGCAAAAACAUACAGUGCCUUAUAUGCAAACUACACUGUGCUGUAAACACUGUUUUUCAAACUGUAGAUCAAUACUUUUUAUGCUGGAAUUGCAAUAAUGAUUUCUGUUUGAAAUACAAUAAAUGUUUUUGUAGGAAACGA